AUGAAUUCAGACUCCAACCCAGACAAACCACCUACACAAGACGACCUCACCGAGCUCAAGUCGAACACUACCAAACUCAUCAAUCUCGCCAUCACCCAUGAUAUCCUCCGAUUCGGUAACUUCACCCUCAAAUCUGGUCGUUCCUCGCCUUAUUUCUACAACGCAGGCUUAUAUAAUUCAGGAUUGCUACUCAAUGCUAUCGGUCUCUCCUAUGCCAUGAAGAUCAUGUCACUCAAAUCUGUCCUUCAAUUCGAUGUUCUGUUUGGUCCUGCCUACAAGGGUAUUCCGCUUGCGACGAUCACAGCCGUAGAAUUAGCUCGACUUGACCCACUUACAUAUGGAUCUGUGGGUGUGGCUUACAACCGAAAAGAAGCCAAAACUCAUGGUGAAGGUGGUCAAAUAGUCGGAGUUCCCCUCAAGAACAAACGUGUUCUCAUCCUGGAUGACGUGAUCACUGCUGGUACCGCCAUACGACAGUCCAUCGAUCUGAUUAAAGAGAAUGAGGGUAGCUUUGUGGGCGUUGUGGUUAAUUUGGAUCGACAAGAAAAGGCACCAGAUUCCGAGAUGAGCGCUAUUCAACUUCUUGAAGCCGAACAUGGUGUCGGAGUCUAUCCGGUUAUCAAUCUGACUGACAUCAUCGAAGCCAUGAAGUCUACGGGAGGUCUAGAAGAACACCUUGAGUCAAUGGAAGCAUACCGAAAAAAGUGGGGGAUCGAUCAAAAUUAA
This is a messenger RNA of Melampsora larici-populina 98AG31, 726 nucleotides long. RefSeq lists its product as uncharacterized. Bases 1 to 726 code for a protein of 241 amino acids. Gene Ontology annotation, biological process: pyrimidine nucleotide biosynthetic process; 'de novo' pyrimidine nucleobase biosynthetic process; pyrimidine ribonucleoside biosynthetic process. Gene Ontology annotation, molecular function: orotate phosphoribosyltransferase activity. Gene Ontology annotation, cellular component: cytoplasm. The transcript has a single exon. NCBI's taxonomy places the organism in Eukaryota, Fungi, Basidiomycota, Pucciniomycetes, Pucciniales, Melampsoraceae. The record is from RefSeq and is a predicted model, not a curated record.